Cannabis sativa is the source of this 681-nucleotide messenger RNA. RefSeq lists its product as uncharacterized. The record is from RefSeq and is a predicted model, not a curated record. NCBI's taxonomy places the organism in Eukaryota, Viridiplantae, Streptophyta, Magnoliopsida, Rosales, Cannabaceae. The transcript has 3 exons. The coding region runs from base 1 to 681 and encodes 226 amino acids.
AUGGUUCAACCGCCUGGAUGCAUUGAUCCAAAACAUCCAAACAAGAUCACCAAUUCAAGUUGGCUUUAUAUUCUUGUAUACGUGGAUGAUAUCUUGAUUACUGGUUCUGAUAGUGCUCAAGUGUCUUCCCUAAUUGUAGCACUCAGUUCCAACUUUACACUUAAAGACCUUGGUCUCAUCUCCUUUUUCUUGGGAAUACAAGUGCUUCCCACUACUGAAGGUGUCGUCUUAUCUCAACAAAAAUAUAUUCAGGAUCUGAUAUGUAAAGCUGAACUCCAAGGUGCCAAGCCACAAAGUACCCCAAUGAAUAGUGGGCUGAGAUUGUCCAAUAAUUAUGGCAGCGACCCUGUUGAAGAUCCUUCUGCAUAUAGGUCAUUGAAUCCUUUUCAGUCACAUGUUGUUGCUGUCAAAAGAAUUAUCCGUUAUCUUGCUGGCACAACAGACUACGGUCUUCAUAUCAAAAGAUCUCCACACUUGCGUCUUGAAGCAUACUGUGAUGCUGACUGGGCCGCUGAUCCCGAUGAUCGACGCUCGACUACUGGCUACUGCAUUUUCUGGGGUGAAAAUCUGAGUAGUUGGCAGUCCAAUAAACAGAACACUAUCUCUCGAUCAUCCACAGAAGAUGAAUUUCGAAGCCUUGCUUCUGUGGUGACUGAAAUAAGUUGGCUCAAUGCUCACUGA